Messenger RNA from Rhodotorula graminis WP1, 762 nucleotides. RefSeq lists its product as uncharacterized. Bases 1 to 762 code for a protein of 253 amino acids. The transcript has 5 exons. The record is from RefSeq and is a predicted model, not a curated record. Lineage: Eukaryota; Fungi; Basidiomycota; Microbotryomycetes; Sporidiobolales; Sporidiobolaceae.
AUGGGCAUCCUCGACAAGGCCACCGAAUUUAUCCACGGCAACAAGACCGACUCGACCUCGGGCCGCGACGAGUCGGCCAUCCACCGCGACGACCAGCAGUCGUACGGCGGGCCCACGAGCGGGUUCGACUCGACCGCCGAGCGCUACAGCUUGUCGUCGGCCGACUCGGCCCAGCAGCAGCAGCAGCAGAGCUCGUUCGGCGGCGGCGAGACACAGGGCAUGGGUCCGCAGAGCGGCAGCGCCGGCGGCGACGACGCCGAGUGGGAGGACGACGACUCGAAGGCGCGCCGCCGCGGGUCGACUGCCUCGUCGUCGUCGCGUCGCGGCGACGCCAACGCGUACAGCUCGUCGCGCGGCGACUUCUCGGCGGCGACGGGCGGCGCGUACGGCUCGACGGCGACGCCGCGGUACGGUGCGGCCGAGGCGGGCGCCGACGGGGCGUUCCUCGGCGAGCGGGAGGAGGACGACCAGGAGCGGCAGGCGGGGCAGGAGCAGCGCAACAACCCGUUCGGCGAGGGGAGGGACGAGCAGCCCGGGUACGAGGGCGGGCACGACGAGAGGCAGGACUCGAGCUAUGGAGGUGGGGACCGCGGCGUCGACUUUGUCGCCUCGGGUGGCGGCAGCGCGUACGGCGACGGCAUGAACGAGUACGGCGGUGCCGGCCGCAACAACGACGGCGAGGGCCGCUCGUCGUACCAGCCCGACCAGCCCUCGGAGCAGCGCGACGGCUACUCUGGCGGCGAGCGCAGCGCGUACCCGUGA